Messenger RNA from Nycticebus coucang (slow loris), 9432 nucleotides. RefSeq names its product eyes shut homolog (gene EYS). The transcript is spliced from 40 exons. Lineage: Eukaryota; Metazoa; Chordata; Mammalia; Primates; Lorisidae. The record is from RefSeq and is a predicted model, not a curated record. Gene Ontology annotation, molecular function: calcium ion binding.
AUGACUCACAAACCAAUCAUCAUUCUGAGCCUGGCGUUUCUUUGUAACUGUUGUAUAAGUGGAAAAAUAACAUGUAGUCGGAAAUUGGUGGAAGAAUGGAGCCCACAACCCUCAUCAUAUGUAGUGAAUUGGACGCUAACAGAAAACAUCUGCAUGAACGUCUACAAAGAUUGCUGGGAUUUUGGUAUAAACACUAAAAUGGGCACGUCAGAUGAUCACAUUGUUCCCCAGAUUUGCCCUUUGCAAAUUCAAGUAGGAGACAUCCUUGUUAUUUCUUCUGAACCAUCUCUUCAAUCUCCAGAAAUAAAUGUGAUGAAUGUUUCUGAAGCAUCUUUCAUUGACUGUGUGCAAAAUACCACAACUGAAGAUCAGCUGCUUUUUGGUUGCAAACUAAAAGGAAAGCACACUGUUAACUCCCAGUGGCUGAGUGCUGGGACACAUUAUUUUAUCACAGUAAUGGCAAGUGGUCCGUCCCUUUGUCAACUGGGACUUCGACUAAAUGUGACAGUCAAACAGCAGUUCUGCCAGGAAUCUCUAAGUUCAGCGUUUUGUUCUGGUCGUGGAAAAUGCCUUAGUGAAGUUUGGGACAAGACAUACAGAUGCCACUGUCAGCCUCCAUUUUCUGGAAAAUACUGCCAGGAACUUGAUGCAUGUUCUUACAAACAAUGUAAAAAUUAUGGCAGUUGCAUUAAUUAUGGAGAAAAGUGGAAUAAGCAAGGAUAUGAAUGUAUCUGUCACCCACCAUUUACAGGGAGCAAUUGUUCAGAAGUAAUUGGCCAAUGUGAACCGAAUAUCUGUUUCCAUGGAAACUGCAGCAAUAUUACUGCACAGAGUUUCAUUUGUGAAUGUGAUGAACACUUUUCAGGUCCAUUCUUUGAGGAGUCUGCAAAACCUGAUGUUUCUGAGUCUUGUUGGAAAGGAGGAAUUUGCCAAAAUAGCAGCUCUGUUUACAACUGCAAAUGUUUAAAAGGAUUUCUCAGUGAACAAUGUGAAACUGACAUCAAUGAGUGUUCAUCAAUACCAUGUCAAAAAGGCACUGACUCCAUCAGUGUCCCAAAGGAUUUUACGUGCGUCUGCUCACCCCUAUUUACAGACAAGCUUUGUAAGAGAAUUCAAACAUCACUCGAGUCAUUUCCUUGGAAGAAUAAUGUCACAUGUAUGAACUGUGAGAAAGGUUAUCAUUGCAGUUGCAUGCUAGGAUUUACUGGAAAAAACUGUGAGAAAGUAAUUGACCACUGUAGACUGGUCAGCAUCAGCUGUCUGAAUGAAGAAUGGAGUUUCAAUAUAAUUGGAAGAUUCAGAGUUGCUUGCACUCCGGAGUGUACAAAAAUUUCAUGUUGUUUGGUGAAGAAUAUUUACCGCAUUCACCAGCUCCCCUGCUACUGUGGCACCACCCACCAUGAUAUUCGCCAAGAUAAAGGUCCUUCUCCAUUUGAAUGUGUGUGGCAACUGGGAUUUAUAAGAGCUGAAGGUGAAAAAUGUGAAGUGGAGGUUGCUGUGCACUUUUUUCUAGAUGCAGUUGAUGGGAACAAACCUGAGGAUAUCAAUUAUGCAUGUUGGCUCCCGUGUGAAGGGACGGUCGAGAUUUGUGCAAAUAAAGUCAGUUUGAGUGAAGAAGACAGUGGAGAAUAUUGUCAUCUAUUCAUUCUUGGAUGGGCUGGCAAAAUGUACCUUGAAAAUAUAUCCAACUCUCAAGAAAAGAACUGUCAAUUUGAAGAUAUUUGUAAAGAUGGAAUUAGUAGACCCAGGUGCAACUGUUCUCUAGGGCAUAUUCGCACAUUCCAUAUUGCCAAAGUGGAAUAUUGCUUAGGAAACCAGCGUACAUCAGUACAUGCCCUCUGCCCAGCCGACGUGCACAAUUCUAACUGUAGCUGUCUGCAAAGACAUGGAAGAAACAUCUGUGAAAUCAAAACUGAAGAUUGCAAAUCUGUGCCCGGCAAAAAUGGAUCAACCAGCAUCCAAUGUUUAAGUGGCUAUUUCUUCAGCAAGUGUGUCCCAGGAUUUACAGGUACAAAAUGUGAACUUGAUAUAGAUGAGUGUGCUUCACAUCCUUGCAAGAAUGGAGCCACCUGCAUUGACCAACCUAGUGGUUACCUCUGCCAAUGUGAGCCUCCAUUUAAAGUGGUUGAUGGCUUUGCCUGCUUAUGUAAUCCAGGUUAUGCUGGACCGAGAUGUGAACAGGACAUUGAUGACUGUAUCCUGAAUGCCUGUGAGCACAAUUCUACCUGCAAAGAUCUGCAUCUUAGCUACCAGUGUGUGUGCUUGUCUGGAUGGGAAGGAAAUUUUUGUGAACAAGAAUCCAAUGAGUGCAAAGUGAAUCCUUGCAAGAACAAUUCCACCUGCACUGACCUUUAUGGAAGCUAUCACUGUGAAUGUACCUCUGGAUGGACAGGACAAAACUGCAGUGAAGAAAUAAAUGAAUGUGACUCUGAUCCAUGCAUGAAUGGAGCCCUCUGUCAUGAAUCUACCAUCCCUGGGCAAUUUGUCUGUCUGUGCCCACCCUUUUAUACAGGACAAUUUUGUGAUCAACGCUAUAACCCCUGUGAUCUACUCAAUGGUCCUUGCAGAAACAAUUCAACCUGCUUAGCUUUGGUAGAUGGAAAUCAAUAUUGUAUUUGUAGAAAAGAAUUUGAAGGUGAACACUGUGAAAUUGACAGGAAUGAGUGCCUCUCUCUUCCCUGCCAGAAUUAUGGGGACUGUGAAAAUGGGGUCAACAAUUUCAGAUGUAUUUGCAGACCUGGCUUUUCUGGACUUCUAUGUGAAAUUGAAAUUAAUGAGUGCUCCUCUGAGCCUUGCAAAAAUAAUGGAACCUGCGUGGAUCUGGCAAACAGAUUUUUGUGUAAUUGCAAGCCUGGGUACCAUGGAUCCUUCUGUGAAUUGGGUGUGAGUGAUUGUAAAACCUCGCCCUGUCUAGAUGGAGAAAUCUGUGUCAACAGGAAUGAUGGAUAUAAAUGCCUCUGUGCUACGGGUUACACAGGUAUUGAUUGUAAAGUAAAUAUAGACGAAUGCCUAUCAGAGCCCUGUCUCCACGAUGGAGCUUGUAUUGAUGGUAUCAAUCAUUAUACCUGUCACUGCAAGAGUGAGUUUUUCGGAACACACUGUGAAAUGAAUGCAAAUGAUUGCCUCUCAAAUCCUUGUCUGCAUGAAAGGUGCACAGAUCUCAUUCAGAAUCCAUGUUCUUGUGAUGCAGAAAGGACUAGCACUCAAUGCAAAAUCAGGAUUAAUGAUUGCACGUCAACUCCUUGUAUGAAUGAAGGCUUUUGUCAGAAGUCUGUACAUGGAUUUACUUGUAUUUGCCCACAUGGAUACACUGGUACAUAUUGUGAAAAAAUCAUUGAUAGUUGUGCUGAGCCUGAACUGAAUUCAGUUCUUUGUCUUAAUGGAGGAAUUUGCAUCAGUCGGCCUGGAAACACUUUUGGCUGCAGAUGUCUUCCUGGAUUUUCUGGUCAAUUUUGUGAAAUUAAUAUAAAUGAGUGCUCUUCAUCACCAUGUCUACAUGGCGCAAACUGUGAAGAUCACAGCAAUGGAUAUAUUUGCAAAUGUCAACAAGGCUGGUCUGGACGCCACUGUGAGAACAAACUUGAUGAGUGUAUUCUCGACUCAUGUGCUCCUGGAAUAGGCGUGGAAAAUGAACCUGCCUCGACACGUUCCUGCACAUCUGGACUGAUGACCUGCUCCUCUGGGCUUCGUAGUGGCGAUGAAAUAAACAGAAUUACCUGUUUACCUCUCAUCUCUGGAAGAACAGAUGCCAUUUCUGCACAAACAUAUACAGCGCCCCCUUCUCAGGCUGUAGUCAGUAGCUUUCCAUCUGUAAAGGCUACAAGAAUAUGGACUAUAAUGGAUACUUACCCAGUUGAUCAAGGUAAAUAGAAGCAAACAGAUAUUUUCAAGCAUGAUGUUCUCCCAACAACUGGUUUGGCAGCGUUAAGUAUUACCAUGUCCUUUGAAAGCCACUUACUCGAAGAAAUGAUUUCCACUAGAGAGUUUUUAGCAAAACAUCAUCUUCUUUCUUCCACAGAUGUUUCCUCUUCUCGAUUUCUGAAUUUUGAUGUUCAUGACCCAGCACAAAUUAUCUGGGACAAAACAACUGUAUCACGUAUGCCUGUCCAAACUCCAGCAGCCACACUAACAUUCUUUUUCCCGGAUAGAGGAGUGAAGACCCCUUUUAUUGUCUCUUCCUUAAUGACAGAUUUUGUUUUUCCUACACAAUCUUUAUUAUUGGAGAUCUCUCAGACCCUUGACUUAUCAGCUACCACAAUGAAUUCAGUAAUUAGCGGCAUUCCAGGGGCUGGUAUUGAGUUAAGCAGGCAUUCAUUACUUUCCUGUGGAUUUCUGCUUACAACUGUAUCCAUAAGUGCAUCUCCAGUUGUUUCUACGGGGUCUCAAGAGGAUAUUGACAAAUAUUCAGCUGUUUCCUUCAUUUCAAGAAGAGAGCGCUGGAGUUUGCUGAGUUCCUCGAUGUCUCGCAUUUUUCCUGCUAAGAUAAUUAUAUCCAAACAGGUAGCCAUCUUAAACUCAUCAACUCUGCACCAACUCAGCACACAAGCUUCCAUUCCCAGUGAAUAUCAGGUUAUUACUGAGGCAUCCUGCAACCAGAGACUCACAAACAUCAAAUCACAGGCUGCUGAUUCUUUAAGAGAAUUAAGCCAAACACGUGCAACAUGUUCUAUGACUGAAAUAAAAUCCUCUCAUGAAUUCUCAGAUCAAGUUUUGCAUAGCAAACAGUCCCACUUUUAUGAGACAUUCUGGAUGAACUCAGCGAUAUUAGCCAGCUGGUAUGCACUAAUGGGAGCUCAAACUAUCACUUCUGGGCAUUCAUUUUCUUCUGCUCCUGAAAUAACACCAUCAGUGGCAUUCACAGAAGUGCCAUCUUUAUUUCCUUCUAAAAAGAGUGCAAAAAGAACAAUUUUAUCCUCAUCCUUGGAAGAAUCCAUUACUCUAUCAAGUAAUUUGGAUGUUAAUUUAUGUUUGGAUAAGACUUGUUUAUCCAUUAUCCCUUUGCAAACUGUCUCUUCAGACUUGAUGAAUUCCGAUUUGACUAUGAAACUGACUACUGAUGAUCUGUUAAUAUCAGGAAACAUUUUAAAACUAUUGAAAAUAGGACAAUAUAGUGUAACUAUGGGCCCCACUGAGGUACUAAAUCAAGACAGUUUAUCAGACUUGGAAGAAAGUAAAGGAUCUCAUAAGCAGUUCAAACCUGGUGCAAGUGAUAGUUCCCUAGAUUUUGAAUUAAAUGUAGAAAAUCAUCUGGAUGCUCCUUUAAAGAUAUAUUCAGAAACUGUACAUCCAAAUGAUCUCAGAAAUAAUCGGCCACCAUAUACAGACUCAAAGCUUGAUUUUUCAGAAGUAACCUCCAAUGUUGCAUUUUACACAGUUUCAACAACUCAAUCACUUCCAGGGCAGACCUCUUACCCCAGGUCUGUCAAGAGACCAGAUUGGCCAUAUUAUAUGGAUUAUCAGGAUUUAGCAUCUGAUUUUAAAAAAGAGGUCAGGAUUUCUUCAGAAUGGUCCAAAUGGGAACUUCAGCCUAGUAUGCAGGAACAGGAAGUUCUUACCGCCAGCUGGAGUUUUUCCAUCACUAGAUCUUUGACUUUGUCUUCACUGGAGUCCAUUCCAGCAUCUCAACAGCUGAUGAUUUCUGAUUUCAAUUGUGUCCAUUAUUAUGGAGAUUCCUACCUAGAAUUUCAGAACGUGUAUAUAAAUCCACACAAUAACAUCUCCCUAGAAUUUCAGACCUUCGGCUCCUCUGGCCUCCUGCUCUAUGGCACUCAAGACUCCAAUUUCAUUCAGCUGUUUAUUGAAAAUGGUACUUUAAAGUACCACUUUUCCUGUACUGGUGAAGCAACAUUAAAGAGUAUUAACACUACUAUUAGAGUGGAUGAUGGACAAAAGUAUACACUGAUGAUCAGGCAAGAAUUGGAUCCAUGUCGAGCUGAACUGAAUAUUCUAGGGAGGAUUAUAAAAGCAAGCAAAGUGAUCAGUCACAUAUCCGAAAAAUCCACUACAAAAUCAGGAUCUGUUUUUAUAGGUGGAUUUCCAGAUCUUCAUGGGGAAAACCAGAUUUCUGAACCAGUUGACAAUUUUACGGGCUGCAUAGAAGUUACAGAAAUCAACAACUGGGGACCUUUUAUUCCAUCAAGAGCAGUGAAAAAAUAUCACAUUGACAAUUGCAGAUUCCAGGAUUUUACCCUCUCUCCAAAAGCCUCCUACAUUGCUCCCUCUGGUGUGACACAAACAAUGGACUCGGGGAGGACUUCCCUCCGUCCCUCUCCUGCAGCGCCCUCUGCCUGCCUGGAGAGUGUGUGCCACAACGGAGGCACCUGCCGUCCCAUCUUCCUCUCCAGCGGCACAGCCUCCUUCCAUUGUGACUGCCCCCUACAUUUUACUGGCCGUUUCUGUGAAAAAGAUACAGCUUUGUUUUUACCAUCCUUCAAUGGGAAUUCCUAUUUAGAACUGCCUUUUUUUCCAACUCUGGAUGAGAUGAAGUCUGUCCUGGAGAAAGAACACAACAGGACAGUUACCAUCAACUUGACUAUAAAAACAAACACUUCAAAGGGAACAAUUCUCUACAGUAGUGAGAACAGUUUUGGAGAACAGUUUCUUCAUUUGUUUCUCGUGGAAGGAAGGCCCACAGUUAAAUACGGAUGUGGAAGUCCCGAGAAUAUCUUGACUCUUUCUGCCAAUUACAGCAUUAACACAAAUGCAUUCAUCUCUAUCAGAGUCCAUUACACAAUGCCAAUUGGCAUCCCUGGGGUUGCCUGUAUGAUUGAAAUGGCUGUAGAUGGCAAACCUCCAGUGCAGAGGAAAGACACGGAGACGUCGCCUGCCUCUCAGGUAUAUUUUGAAUCAAUGUUCCUUGGCCACGUCCCUGCGAACAUUAAGAUCCAUAAAAGCGUGGGCCAUAUUUAUGGGUUCAAAGGCUGCAUCAGAGAACUUCAAGUAAACAACAAAGAAUUCUUCAUCAUAGACAAAGCUUGGCGUGGAAUGAACAUUGAGAACUGCCACGUCCCUUGGUGUGCUCAUAAUCCAUGCCACAACAAUGGCACCUGCAUCAGUGAUAGUGAAAACUGGUUCUGUGAGUGUCCAAGACUGUACUCAGGCAAGUUAUGCCAGUUUGCAAGUUGUGAAAACAACCCAUGCGGUUACGGUGGCACCUGUGUUCCAAAAUCCGGAACAGAGAUCGUCUGCCUCUGCCCAUACGGGAGGACUGGACCCCUCUGCACUGAUGCUAUUCAUAUUACUCAGCCCAAGUUCAGUGGCACAGAUGCCUUUGGAUACACUUCCUUCUUGGCUUAUUCACGGAUCUCAGACAUCAGCUUUGAUUAUGAAUUCCGCUUGAAGUUUCGGCUGGCAAACAACCAUUCAGCACUGCAAAAUAACCUGAUAUUUUUUACUGGACAGAAGGGCCAUGGGCUGACCGGCGAUGACUUCCUGGCAGUGGGCCUGCUCCACGGCAGUGUGGUUUAUAGUUACAACCUGGGAUCUGGUACAGCAAGCGUCAGGAGUGAGCCCCUCGAUCUGAGCCUUGGAAUCCACACUGUCCGUCUAGGGAGGUUCUUCCAAAUGGGCUGGCUGAAGGUCGAUGAUCAUAAAAAUACAUCCAUCACUGCCCCAGGAAGCCUGGUCGGUCUGAAUGUCUUCAGUCAAUUUUAUGUAGGUGGCUACGGUGAAUACACCCCAGAACUCUUACCAAGUGGAGCUGAUUUUAAAAAUGGUUUUCAAGGUUGUAUUUUCAGUAUUCAAGUUCGCACUGAGAAGGCUGGUCGUUUCAGAGGCCUGGGAAAUCCUGAAGGCCACCCAAAUGCUGGGCGCAGCAUUGGCCAGUGUGAUGCCUCUCCCUGCAGUUUAAUGAAAUGUGGCAAUGGCGGCACUUGCGUAGAGCAUGGAUCUCCUGUUUAUUGCAACUGUCCCACUGGGUGGAAAGGAACAUUCUGCAUGGAGACGGUUUCCCCCUGCGAUGCUGAACAUGACCCUCCACACAACUGUAGCAGAGGAGCAACCUGUAUUUCAUUAACUCAUGGAUACACCUGCCACUGUCCCCUCGGAACCACCGGCAUCUACUGUGAACAAGCUUUAUCUAUAAGUGAUCCAUCUUUCAGGAGUAAUGAAUUAUCCUGGAUGUCUUUUGCUUCUUUUCCUAUUCGUAAAAAGACGCAUAUUCAAUUGCAAUUUCAGCCUCUUGCUGCAGAUGGUAUCCUAUUCUACGCUGCACAACAUUUAAAAGCACAAUCAGGUGAUUUUUUAUGUAUCUCUUUAACAAAUGGUUUUGUUCAACUUCGCUACAAUCUCGGUGACAGAACUAUCAUUCUAGAAACUCUCCAAAAAGUAAUUAUUAAUGGAAGUACUUGGCAUGUGAUAAAAGCGGGAAGAGUUGGUGCAGAAGGCUACCUGGAUCUAGAUGGGAUAAAUGUAACAGAAAAUGUCUCCACUAAAAUGAAUUCCCUGGACACAAAUACAGACUUCUACAUUGGAGGAGUAUCAUCCUUAAAUCUUGUAAACCCCAUGGCAAUAGCAAACGAACCUAUAGGUUUUCAAGGUUGUAUACGAGAAGUUAUUAUAAAUAAUCAAGAAUUACAAUUAACUGAAAUAGGAGCAAAAGGUGGUUCAAAUGUAGGCGACUGUGAUGGGACAGCCUGUGGAUACAACACAUGCAGAAAUGGAGGUGAAUGUCUAGUAAAUGGCACAACUUUUUCUUGCAGGUGUCUGCCAUACUGGGCUGGAAAUACAUGUAACCAGUCUGUGUAUUGUUUGAAUAACCUUUGUCUCCACCAAUCUCUAUGUAUACCUGAUCAAUCAUUGUCUUACAGUUGUCUGUGUACUUUGGGUUGGGAGGGAAGGUAUUGUGAAAAGAAAACUUCAUUUUCAAUUGCAAAAUUUACAGGAAAUUCUUACAUUAAAUACAUUGAUCCAAAUUACAGAAGGAGAAACCUUCAGUUCACUACUGUAUCCUUAAAUUUUAGUACCACUGAAACAGAAGGCCUUAUUGUAUGGAUGGGGAAAGCUCAAAAUGAAGAAAAUGAUUUUCUGGGAAUUGGUCUCUAUAAUCACACCUUGAAAAUAGCAGUUAAUUUAGGAGAAAAAAUCUCUGUACCUAUGAGCUAUAGCAAUGGCACAUUGUGCUGUAACAAAUGGCACCAUGUACUUAUAAUUCAAAGUCAGACUCUGAUCAAGGUCUACCUAGAUAACAGUCUAAUUCUUUCUGAGGAUAUUGACCCCCACAAAAAGUUUGUUGCUCUAAACUAUGAUGGUAUUUGUUACCUAGGGGGUUUUGAAUAUGGUCGAAAGGUGAAUAUUGUUACUCAAGAGAUUUUUAAAACAGGUUUUGUUGGCAAAAUUAAAGACAUAUUUUUUCAAGACAAAAAGAAAAUUGAAUUAAUUAAAUCAGAAGGAUACAAUGUUUACAAUGGAGAUGAAUAAAACUAGAUUACAUAA